AUGGAGAUCCACGUGGAUGCCGCUGAUGGCUUUGCCGUGCCCAAGGACACCUUUGUCUCCAUCCGCAUUGGCGACGUUCAGAAGCAGUCCCGUUUCGGCCCUGCGAAGACCUUCCGAUUCCCGCAGCAAGAGGACAACAGCGGCCUGGCCCGUAUCGAGGUUUUCCAUCGCGUCGGUCACCUCACCUUCGGACUGAACAAGCUAAGCCCGAACAACGAGAAGGAGAACAUGGAGAUCCCUGUGGAAAUGCCGGGGGUGAGCAGCCUCCCGAUCAAGCUCGGGCUCCAGAGCAAG
Messenger RNA from Symbiodinium pilosum, 294 nucleotides. Lineage: Eukaryota; Dinophyceae; Suessiales; Symbiodiniaceae. The record is from the annotation of a GenBank genome assembly.